UUUUAUGCUCGAGUUGUCACAGGUUGUCACUGGACAGGGGUAACUCUGCAUUACUUCAUUCUCCUGCCGACUGCAUAUCAACAAUUGCAGUGUACAGAAGCGAUCUGUUUCAUAUCUUUGAACAUUACUUUAUUUACAAUGGCAUCAUCACUGGAACAACUAAAGCAAUACACAACAGUUGUUGCUGAUACUGGUGAUUUUAAAGCAAUUGACAAGUUUAAGCCUACAGAUGCUACCACAAAUCCAUCAUUAAUAUUGGCAGCUUCUAAGAUGCCCGAGUAUAAACACUUACUCGAUACAGCUGUGAAAUAUGGCAAAGAAAAUGGGAAGGACAACAAUGAGCAAGUUGAAAUGACAAUGGAUAUGUUGUAUGUGCUGUUUGGUAAAGAAAUACUAAAGAUUGUUCCUGGUCGUGUUUCUACCGAGGUUGAUGCAAGACUUUCAUUUGACAUUGAAGGACAAUUGAAGAAAGCUCGGCGCUUGAUUAACCUUUAUGAAAAAGAUGGAAUCAACAGAGAGAGAAUUUUGAUCAAACUAAGCUCAACUUGGGAGGGUAUUAAAGCUGCUGAAAUUUUGGAAAAGGAAGGAAUUCAUUGCAAUAUGACUCUUCUCUUUAGCCUUGCACAGGCAGUUUCAUGUGCCGAGGCUCAAGUCACUUUGAUUUCACCUUUUGUUGGACGUAUAUUUGAUUGGUAUGUUAAAAAUACUGACCAAAAAACUUAUGCCCCGGCUGAUGAUCCAGGUGUAAAGAGUGUCACUGGUAUCUACAAUUACUACAAGAAGUUUGGCUACAAAACAGUUGUGAUGGGGGCCUCAUUUCGGAACAUUGGGCAAAUUACUGAACUGGCAGGAUGUGAUCUCUUGACAAUUAGCCCAAAACUAUUGGACAUACUUAGUUCUUCAAAAGAUAAUGUUCAGAGGAAAUUAUCUCCUGAAGCUGCUGCAGCUAUGGACAUCAAAAAGAUUACCUUGGACGAGAAAGCAUUCAGGUGGUUGCUCAAUGAGGAUGCCAUGGCUACCGAGAAAUUGUCUGAGGGGAUUAGAAAGUUUGCAGCUGAUUCUGUGAAGCUUGAGGAUAUGAUUAAAGGGCACCAUUAAUUAUGAUAAAUGAACAUAUGAAGGAAAUUUUCAAUUAGAUUGACCACACUGAUACUUAAAGUGAAUUGAACUUAGCCACUGGUAGCAUUAUAAAUAAUUCAUCAUGCAAUUAUACGUUAACCAUAUUUUUGA
Molecule: messenger RNA, 1230 nt
Organism: Xenia sp. Carnegie-2017
Lineage: Eukaryota; Metazoa; Cnidaria; Anthozoa; Malacalcyonacea; Xeniidae
Product: transaldolase-like
Exons: 10
Coding region: 139-1098 (319 amino acids)
Biological process (GO): pentose-phosphate shunt; carbohydrate metabolic process; pentose-phosphate shunt, non-oxidative branch
Cellular component (GO): cytoplasm; intracellular anatomical structure
Molecular function (GO): transaldolase activity
Source: RefSeq, a predicted model, not a curated record